Messenger RNA from Yamadazyma jaroonii, 936 nucleotides. NCBI's taxonomy places the organism in Eukaryota, Fungi, Ascomycota, Pichiomycetes, Serinales, Debaryomycetaceae. The record is from the annotation of a GenBank genome assembly.
AUGAGUCAAACAGUUAAAAAUUCUCCAUCUUUUACCAAUGUACCGACUUUGAAACACCAAAGUAGUACCAAUCUAACAAGUCCGAAAAAGUUAAAGAAAGUUAAUAGUUUUUUCAAAAAAGCUUCAGCAGAGUUCAAUUUAUUCUUAUUGAGAAUAAAGUCAUUGGGGGACGAGGUCUUCAGUGAGAAUCAAGUUAUUAGUGAAUUAUUCAUAGAAACUGAUAACGACUCAGUAUUGGAUAGAUUAGAUAGACAUUCUAAAGGUUAUUCAAUAAUAGAAGAAAGAUUCUUAUCAGAAUAUAAAAAACAUAAGACAUUAGAUAAGAUGUAUGAAAAUUUUCAACAUCGGACAAAUAAUGAAGAAGACCUUAAAUCUUCAAGUACAGCAUUUUCAGAAAAUCAACUUCGUUUUGAUUUAAAAGAUGUUAUACGACAAACAAAUUCAACCAAUGGAACUACUCUUGGAUCUCCAUUAAUCAAUGAGACCAUGGGUGAUGAAGAUGAUGAGGUUGAUGAAGAUGAUGAUAUUGAUCAAAUAGAUAGUGACCAACCUCCCAAUAAAGAAAAAGAGAUCAAUUUCGAUAAAAUGGAAAAUAAGAAUGGCUUUAGUGAUGUUGAUUUCAUUGAACUUCGUAAGUAUCUUGAAAAGGAAAAAUUUCAAGAAUUGAAAAAUGAAAAUAUCGGUGAGAUCUUAUGGGAAUAUAGAAGAAACCAAUGGACAACUGGUAAUGUAGAUCAAUCAAAAAUCGCCGCAUCAAGAUUAUUUUUUGAUCAAAUCCCUAAAGAUUCUUACGUAAAGGUUUACAAUAAUUUGGUCGAUAAGGGAAGAUCUUUGAGACCUGAUAGGAGAAUAAACUUGUUUGAUUUGAUGAAAGUUAUCAAUGCAGGUUGGGUAGCAGAAGAGAAAUGGGAAAGAGCUGCUAAGGGUUUAGCAUGA